Messenger RNA from Dictyostelium discoideum AX4, 1491 nucleotides. RefSeq lists its product as hypothetical. NCBI's taxonomy places the organism in Eukaryota, Evosea, Eumycetozoa, Dictyosteliales, Dictyosteliaceae. The record is from RefSeq and is a predicted model, not a curated record. Bases 1 to 1491 code for a protein of 496 amino acids. The transcript has 2 exons.
AUGGUUAUCAAAUCAAAGCCAAUUAAAAAAUUUGCAUUAAAAAAAAAAACUGAAACCACAUCACCAACUGAAGAAAUUGUAAAUAAUAAUAAUAAUAAUAAUAAUAAUAAUGAUAAUGAAAAUAAUGAAGAUUUAAAAGAAACUAUAUCACCAAUAGUAACAAAAUCAAUUUUAAAAAAGAAAAAAAUUGAAAAAGUUGAAAAAAAGAAAGUUAUAAUACAGACUGAAAAAAAUCAAACUCAAUUAUUCAAUAAAACUUUAAAAAUUUCUGACAAACCAUUAAUUAUUAAAUCAAUAAAAAAAGAUCCAAAACCAACACCACCUUUAUCUAAAAAACAAAAAGAAGAAGAAAAAUUACAACAAGAAAUUAUAGAACCAGUAGUUGAAGAACUAAUUAAAUCUUCAAAGAAAUUAUCUGUAACUAAAAAAGAAAAACAAACUACACCAACUCCAACACCAACACCAACACCAAUACCAAUACCAACACCAACAACAACAGAUAAAAAGAAUAAAAAAACCAAUAAAAUUGAAAAACCAAUUAUUGAAGAGGAACCAAUCAUUCAAAAAGAAGAAGAACCAAUUGUUGAAGAAGAACAAAAACCAAAAAUUGUAAAAGAAAAAAAGAAUAAUAAUAAUAAUAAUAAUAAUAAAAAGAAACAAGUUGUUGAAUCAGAUUCAUCAUCAUCAGAUGAUUCGUCAUCAGAUGAAGAAAUAAGUCCAAUUAAAAAGAAAGAAAAGAAAAUAGAAAAUACAAUUAGUGGAUUUACAAUUUUACCAGUACAAAUUGAAAAUUCAACAUUUAAAAAAUAUAUAUAUAUUAAAAAAGAAACUAAUAAGAAAUGGCCACAAAAUAAAACUUUAUUUGUUACAAAUUUGCCAACUCAUUGUCAAAGUUUAGAAGAUGUUAAAAAAUUAUUUAAAUAUGAUUUCAUUGAAUCUGUUCAUUUCGGUCAACCAAAUCUUAAAAAUAAUGAUACUCAACAACAAACUGAUGAUUCAUCACCAGAACAAAUCGAUGAAUCUACAAAACAUGUUGCUCAUAUCGUAAUGAAUGAUCAAGAUUCUUUAAAAUUAUUCUUAAAGAAAUCACAUUCUUUAUCAAUUCAACAACCAUCUUUACCAUUAAAUGGUUUUAAUUAUUUAUUAAAUCAAUAUAAUUCAAAGAUUAUUGUAGAUUAUGAUGAAUUACAAACUAAAUUAGAUAAUAUUAUGAUUGAUUAUGAUAAGAGAGUAUUGGAAAGUAAGAAGAGAUCAAAAUUAAGAAAUGUACCAGAUGAAGAAGGUUUCAUUACAGUUGGACCAUCAAGUGCUAAAGUAAUGACAGCUGAAGAAGUUAAAGCUUUAAUGGAAAAGAAAGAAAAGAAGAAUUUCUAUGCCUUCCAACAUAGACAAACUAAAAAGGAUGAAUUAGAUGUUUUAAGACAAAAAUUCGAAGAAGAUAAACAAAGAAUUUCUAAAGUUACUGCUGCAAGAAAAUUCAAACCAUAUUAA